This is a messenger RNA of Trichoplusia ni (cabbage looper), 554 nucleotides long. RefSeq lists its product as uncharacterized. The record is from RefSeq and is a predicted model, not a curated record. The transcript has a single exon. The coding region runs from base 9 to 551 and encodes 180 amino acids. NCBI's taxonomy places the organism in Eukaryota, Metazoa, Arthropoda, Insecta, Lepidoptera, Noctuidae.
CUGAAGCCAUGGAAAAAUUGGACGACCAACACUACGUAUUGUCAUUUCCUCACGAAACGAAAGCACAACUAAUCUGUAACCAGAAAGACUACAUAAUGCUUCAGGGCAGUUACCUUGCUACAAUUCCCGUUGGAUGUCCCCUGAAAUCGGAAGAAUUCACAAUCUCAAAUGACUAUGAUGAAAUUGAAGGACAAUCACUAAAACUAAUGAAACUACCAUACGACGCAGAGAAACAUGCCGCCGCUGCUACCCACAUCAAUUUGAAUUCCAUCGACCUCCAAGGGUUACACAGCGUCCAAGACAAAGUUAUGCUGCAGAAUCCUGUUCAACUGGACCAGCUGCAAAUGGACGUCUUCUAUCACACCACAAUCCCAUUCUACGGAGUCUUGUUGGCUGCAGGCAUAACCACCAUCAUCGCAAUGACCAGACGCUACCUAUGCAAAUUUAAGAAAACCUCGAGAAAAGACCAGCAGCCCCCCGUAAUAAUUCUGGAAGGAAAUAAGAAUCCUGAGGAUGUCCCGGCAACAUUUUCACUAAACGUGCUAAAAUAGUCG